UUUCCUGCUGCUCCUUGUUUGGGCAGGGAACAGCUGAAUGCAGAGAUCAGUUCUAGUGCCUCUUCAUCUCAGAGUGUGCAAAGUUACAGAUGCAUAUGUUAAAUGGAGCGCUCUUGGCACUGCUGUUUCCUGUUGUGAACACGCGCCUGCUACCAUUUGAAAUGGAAAUUUAUUACAUCCAGCAUGUGAUGCUCUAUGUUGUGCCCAUCUACCUGCUGCGGAAAGGAGGUAUCUACACUCCAGAACCACUCCACAAUUUCUGGUGGGCUCUUCUAUCUACUGGGCUUAUGUUUGUGUAUCAUUUUAGCAUCUUGCAGAUUCUGGGAUUGGUCACAGAAGUGAAUUUGAACAACAUGUUAUGCCCAGCCAUCUCAGACCCUUUUUAUGGGCCCUGGUAUCGAAUCUGGGCAUCUGGACAUCAGACUGUCAUGACCAUGACUCAUGGGAAACUUGUAAUCCUGCUGUUUUACAGUGCUCUCCCCAUCUUUAAAUGUAGCAUGGACUUGUUUAGAUUCCCCACUAAGAAAAUAGACUGAAAAUUCUCCUCAGGGAAUAAUAGAUACAGAAAGCAGAGGCACUUAUACUGAAGAGAAAGAGGAGGGAUGAGAGGACAGUGUGUUUAUACUUCUUCCCACAGUUUACUGCCUCAGAAACACCUUUGUAAUCAAGUGAGUGUUUUUUCUUUUAACUGCUGUUUCUCACUGUUAAUUGCCAAUGGCAAAAUUAGUGGCCUUAUUCUGGAAAUGAUUCGUGUUUUGUACAGUUUGUGUAGGCUACAGUGGCUAAGCCACCCUUUAAA
Molecule: messenger RNA, 799 nt
Organism: Tinamus guttatus (white-throated tinamou)
Lineage: Eukaryota; Metazoa; Chordata; Aves; Tinamiformes; Tinamidae
Source: RefSeq, a predicted model, not a curated record